GCCGUCCAUCACCAGGAAAGAAGAAGAAGAAGAAGAUUGUUUCCGGGUGGAAAUCCAAACACAUGAGGCCGCAGUGAAAAGACAGUGGGUGCAGUCAUGACACGGUGGGCGAGAGCCAACAAUGUUCACAAGCACAAACCAGCAGAGGCCACUCCAUGGAGUCAGUUCAAAGCUGGGAGACAAUGUCAUGCAGGUCGCUCUGGUGACAGUGCUGUUGUUAGACAAGUACCGCAGAGGGACCAUCUGAGGAGAAAUCAGCCCAGUGAAUCAGCGGUGACAAAACCCAACCGUAAGAAGGACUACGUCAACGAGGAUGUGAACGGUUUCCUGGAUUAUCUUCACCAGACUGGACAGCCGCUGCCCAGAAAGCCUACAGGAGGGAGGGACUGGGACCAGGAUCUCAGGGAGGAGGUGAAUAUCGCCUUGAAGAAGGACCAGAGAAGAGAGGACAGAAGGAUAAAAAGACAGACGGACAAGAAGAGCACAAUGAUCUGCUUUAACUGCAGGAAGCCUGGUCAUGGUCUGGUAGACUGUCCAGAGGCAGACAGAGAUGAAGAGAUGGGCCGAGGCAUCUGCUACCGCUGCGGCUCGACCGAGCACGAACUCCACAAAUGUAGAGCUAAAGUGGACCCAGCUCUGGGUGAUUACCCGUAUGCAAAGUGCUUCAUCUGUGGUCAGACUGGACAUCUGUCGCGGUCCUGCCAAGAUAAUCCUAAAGGACUUUAUGCACAAGGAGGCUGCUGUCGUGUUUGUGGGUCAGUGGAACAUUUUCAGAAGGACUGCCCGGAACACCAGGCUGCAACAAACUCCGUGACAGUCGGCUGGUUGUCGAACAACAUGAGCGCAGACCACGAAGACGUUCAUGUUCCAGUGAAGAAGGCCAAACCCAAACAGACUAAAGUGGUGACGUUCUGACCUGAGACGAUGGAUGGAUUUGAUCAACACGUAUCUAUGAGUGACUCAAAUGGAUUAAGUAUAUAAUGCUCCUUGUGUAUAACCAUGGUCCUUCUUUAAUAAAGUGCUCUUUGUGUAUA
Solea senegalensis (Senegalese sole) is the source of this 1034-nucleotide messenger RNA. RefSeq names its product zinc finger, CCHC domain containing 9 (gene zcchc9). Gene Ontology annotation, molecular function: nucleic acid binding; zinc ion binding. Lineage: Eukaryota; Metazoa; Chordata; Actinopteri; Pleuronectiformes; Soleidae. The record is from RefSeq and is a predicted model, not a curated record. Bases 97 to 915 code for a protein of 272 amino acids. The transcript is spliced from 6 exons.